AUGGAGCAAACCCUCCAUAAACUGGACAGCCACGGCGAUAUUAUACUGGUCCUGGAUGAGCAGGAUGCUUCGUAUGAGGAUGAUAAGGAUUUCUAUGAUUUCUUUGAGCUUCCUUCGCCUGUGAAUGAGGAAAAAAUUGAUAAGGACCCUUCUGCUUGUCACAACACAAGGAAUGACCGUAUGGAAAAAUGGUCUAGUUUUGCUUCAGACUCUGAGCCUGAGCCCGAACCUGGGCCUGAGCCAGAGGCCGAAGUGGACAAUUACUUGGACGAAGAUGUGCUUGAAGAGGAGAGGUUCCAUACUACACAGAACUCAACUCCAGGCAGCCAGUCUCGCCCUAUUCGAUUUCAAGUAUCUUCUAAGCAUCUCAGGCUUGCUUCACCUACCUUUGAAAUAAUGCUAAAAAGAGAAUGGACUGAAGGACAUACCCUCAAUACCCAAGGAACUACAGAGUUACGUGCACUUGGUGCUACUCAGGAGGCUCUUCGGGUCUUUUUAAGAGUCAGACUCCUAUGCGAGGUUACAGUCCUUAUCGAUUAUUAUAAAGCUUAUAACACCCUCCAAUUUUCGUCGACACUUGGAUCAAAGAUGGCCCGUGAUAGUAUUAGAUGGCUCUGUAUAUCCUGGGUGUUCAAGCACGAUGAGAUCUUUAAAAGCGUAACCCGAGUUCUACAACGCCAGGUUAAGGCUCCACUGCAGGUUUCAAAGAUUCCGAUCUCAGGCACCGUGAUAGAUAAGAUUAAUCAAUCGAGAGAAGAUGCUAUCGAGGGGAUAAUCUUAGCUCUACAUGACUUGGUCGACAACCUUGAAAGUGGGAAAACCAGCUGCAAUUUUGAUUGUGACUCUAUACGCCUAGGGGCACUGAGGAAGCAAUUAAAAUCCAGGGGUCUUCUCAACCCCCGUCCGUUAAGCCAUAUCUCGGUUACAGCUUUUCAAGACUCUGUGGCAGCCUUCGCAAGAUUGGAAUCCCGCCGUUAUAUAAAUUUAAAAACCGAAGUGAACUACGGUACAAUGGGUACAACCAACACCCGUCUCCCCAUAUUUGUCAGAUCGGGCCGACUAUCAGAUCGAUUAUUGAAAAACAGGAAAACUCCAUCGAAGAGAUGA
Messenger RNA from Nannizzia gypsea CBS 118893, 1107 nucleotides. RefSeq lists its product as hypothetical. The transcript is spliced from 4 exons. Lineage: Eukaryota; Fungi; Ascomycota; Eurotiomycetes; Onygenales; Arthrodermataceae. The record is from RefSeq and is a predicted model, not a curated record. Bases 1 to 1107 code for a protein of 368 amino acids.